GCACAGGAGGCAGACAGGAAGUCCUAGAAAUGCCAAACAAAACAUCGCCUGCAUCCCCAUUGUUCACAUCCACCAGCAGGAGUCUUUGCUUCGACCCCGGAGCCUGGUUUUAUGGAUGCAAGGAUCACACGGGCGUCACUCCCAUCACACACCUAGCACAAAGACACUGCGAAUGGGCCAGAAAUGAUCAACUAAUAGCUGCAGCCUCGUUUCAGACACGGGACAAUUGGCUGAACAGGUUCUGCUGAUCUGUCUACAACUGGUCAUGUGACCGUGAAGUCUGGGACUGAACAUGUGGGACUUCCUUCUGUUCCAAGCAGAGGACAGCGACCAGACAUCCACCAGGCGCCUCUUGUUGUGUUGAUUCUGGGACGGACAAACUUUAAAGUUGUGGGACUUCUUUUUAAGGAUUUUAAUUUGCUAAUGUGAAAACUCCUCAAGAAAAGCAUGGAGUCGAGUUCAGUCAGUCACAGUGGAGCGAACACUACCGGCUUUUGUUGAAGACGGCCCCAAAACCUGAAAACAUGGACACGGAGCAGUGGAGUCCGGCUGAGGAGGACAGCGACGCGGAGGACGACCUGUGUGGAACACACCAGGAGGGCUGUGGCGCCGACCUGCACCGCCACCCCCAGCUGGACGCAGACGUGGAGGCAGUCCGCUCUUUGUAUUCGCACUCCGCCGUCUCUGUCAGAGAGUACGGCUCGGUGGAUUGCGUGGACGUCGACCUGAACAUCAAGCCCAACGUCUUGGACGCGGUGGCCACGGCCUGGAGGAUCAACCCAGCAGAGCACAUCGUGAUACGCCUGCACUUCGCUCUCUCUCAGUAUCUGGAUGGGCCUGCACCGUCGGUGGAAGUCUUCCAACCAUCCAACGCAGAUCGUUUCAGUCUCGGGCACCAGCUGCAGAAGAUCCUCACGGUUUUCAUAAGUCGCGAGUGGAAUCACCUGACGAACCAGAACAUCGAGGUGCGACACAAGAGCAGACACAGUCGCUUCAGGGCAAGUGGGACCAUCAAGCGAUUCCGUGCGAGACUCAGCAUCUGGCUCCCGCUGUCAAAGUCGGACGUGCUGCGGGAGAAGCCGGUGGGAGGACGGGUCGUCCUGCCGGCAAUGAGGCUGAACCGCUUCACGCAUCGCACCAGCUCCUGCGCCGUGGAGACUCCCAGGGGGGAGCUCUUCACCUACACGCCCAGCGGUAGGAGGGUGGUGGUGUCGGCCGUCAAGUCCUCAGCUCAGCUGAGCACCAAGCAGCUGAUAGAGCUGCUCUUCUCCUCUCAGGCCAUCAGACACUGUAAGAGCAGCCCGACUCUGCAGCACGGCUUCCUGGUGCAGGUGAUGAGGUACGCAGAGCAGAGGAUCCCCACGCUCAGUGAAUACUGCGUGGUCUGUGACGAGCGGCACGUCUUUCAGAACAGGCCUUUGCUGAAGCCUGCAGUUUGCACCAGGGAGCUCUGUGUCUUUUCCUUCUAUACACUGGGGGUCAUGUCUGGAGCAACGGAGGAGGUUGCCACCGGCGCAGAGGUGAUUGACUUGCUGGUCGCCAUGUGCAGAGCUGCUCUCCAGUCCUCACGCAAAAGCAUCAUCUUUGACCCGUACCCGUCCGUGGUGGAUCCGUACGACCCCAAAACCCUGGCGUUCAGUCCCAAGAGAAAAAGCUACGAGCGGCUGCAAAAAGCUCUGGACAGCGUGUUGCUGAUCAGGAAGGUGGCACAGGGUCCGUAUUCAGAAAUCAAGAAGCAGAUGGACAAGGUGGACCCGCUGGCUUACCCCCUGCUGCAGUGGAUCUUAGCAAGCAACCGAUCACACAUCGUCAAGCUUCCCCUGAACAGGCAGCUGAAGUUCAUGCACACGCCGCACCAGUUCCUGCUGAUCAGCAGCCCUCCGUCCAAAGAGGCUCGUUUUCAAACCGCCAGGAAGCUGUUCGGCAGCACCUUCGCCUUCCAUGGUUCCCACAUUGAAAACUGGCACUCGAUUUUGAGAAAUGGCCUCGUUAACGCCUCCUACACAAAAUUACAGCUUCAUGGAGCUGUAUAUGGGAAGGGCAUCUAUUUGAGUCCCAUCUCCAGCAUAUCCUUUGACUAUUCUGAGAUGGGUAAAGGUCAACACCAGAUGCCCACCAAGGAGGAACUCCUGAAGAAAUACAACCGAAUCAACAAAAUCAAAGCGGAAGAGCCGGGUCAGGCGCGGUUUCUGCAGAGCCGGAACCUGAACUGCAUUGCCCUCUGUGAAGUUAUAACUUCAAAAGCCCUUCAGAAACACGGGAACAUUUGGGUCUGUCCUGUGUCCGACCACGUGUGCACGCGAUUCCUCUUUGUAUAUGAAAAUGGCCAAGUGGGAGACGUCCACAUCAACACGCAGGACGCCAGGAUUCGCAAGGAAAUUUUGCAAGUAAUUGCUUCGAAGACAUGCUGAGAAAAUGAUGCACAACACACACACAGGAGGAAAAAUACGACAAAAGGUGUUGGGGGAAAAGGCACAACUUUGGUAGCACUGGUUUUCUGGGUCAGCUCAGCAGGCGAAGGACUGAGGGAGGAGAACUGUCAAGUUUCUGUAAUGGCCCAAAGGAAGAAAUCUCUCAAGGACCAUAUGGCUCUGUGAUGAUUGUGCAAAGAGGAAGUUGAUGUGAAAACUACAAUACUUCAUGUUGCCAUGGCUGUAAGUGAUGUUUCUUUCUAUCUUUACCCCAGUGGCGUUGCAGUUUAAUGCGGUAUCUACAAAAACACACACGAUACACAAAGCCAGUGAAACAAAGAUCUGUUUGAGCUGCACGCCUUGUUAAAUCUCAUUAACUUGUGUUUAUUCAUCUGUACUCUUCAUGCAACCAUGUGGACAAAUAAAAAUGCAAACCUAAUGAACUGGGUUGUGAAAGACAUUACUAAAUCAGGCAAAAUGCUGCAUGUUCCUUUAAGAGCACUAUG
Betta splendens (Siamese fighting fish) is the source of this 2917-nucleotide messenger RNA. It is a transcript of the gene parp6b, whose product is annotated as poly (ADP-ribose) polymerase family, member 6b. The coding region runs from base 525 to 2411 and encodes 628 amino acids. The record is from RefSeq and is a predicted model, not a curated record. Lineage: Eukaryota; Metazoa; Chordata; Actinopteri; Anabantiformes; Osphronemidae. Gene Ontology annotation, molecular function: kinase binding; protein serine/threonine kinase activator activity; NAD+ poly-ADP-ribosyltransferase activity. Gene Ontology annotation, cellular component: endoplasmic reticulum tubular network; membrane; nuclear envelope. The transcript has 24 exons. Gene Ontology annotation, biological process: endoplasmic reticulum unfolded protein response.